AUGUACGCAUAUUUACGCGGCAUAAUUAGGCCUGUUACCUUGACACCUGCACUUUGUGCUGAUGACAACCGACACAUUUGGUGCUUGAAGCGCUAUAAGUGGGUUGAUCUCGGUAUCGCAACUUGGUUUUGUUGUCAGGGCGACUUGGUAGAACGUACCUUGUCGGAAGUCCUCGGCCAGCAUCAGAUCGUGAAAUUGGCAGUUUCCGCUAAUCCUGCCUUCUUCAAGUCUCCUGUUCAUUCGGUUUCUUUCAGUCGUGAUACCGAUGGCUUCUCGUAUCCUGCAACCAGUCUUUCUGUCGAUUUUGUGUCCUGUCCGGGCGAUGCUGAUUUUCCUUCCUGUUCCACCAACAUUCUUCUGCUCACAGUUGCCGCAUUAGAUGCUAUAGACUCCCGAGCAAUCCAGUUUGUCAACCUUAUCGUGUUGCGUCGGCAGCAACGGUUGCAAUUUUUGGUUCAGUUCACAGGAAGGCAGGAAUAUUCACUUCUUUUAGUCCUCCCGCUUUCUGAUCUUAUUUUCAUAUAA
Molecule: messenger RNA, 525 nt
Organism: Protopolystoma xenopodis
Lineage: Eukaryota; Metazoa; Platyhelminthes; Monogenea; Polystomatidea; Polystomatidae
Source: the annotation of a GenBank genome assembly